AAUUGCAAAUAAAUAAAAAAAGGAUAUAGCAGUGAGUGAAAGAGGAUACACUCUUCAUUCCUCAGCCAUAAACAUGGCAUCACAACUUGCCAGCAAUACAAGAUGCCAAACAUUAAUGCACUGCACAGCCUCCUACGGCGAAAGAGGGAGCGGCAGCCGUGGUCGUGGCGGUUGCAAACUCUCUCAUCGGUACCGUCGAAUAACGAACCACGGCGGCGACAACGACGAAGGCAGUGGCAAUGCAAGCACCCAACAAGAACAAGAUUUGAACAAGAAGAAAGGUGCAAAGCAGCAGCUAGCACAAAAGCUUCACAGGUUGGGAUUCUCGUACCUUGCAUCAUCUUUUAUUUACGUUGUCACAAAGGUUAAGGCCUUCUACAAUGGUUUUCUCGGAGAUGUUUCCAAUCAACCAAAUGCAAUAACCGCCAUGGAGGCACAACUCACCGAGCCAUAUUUCUCAUUUCCAGUUCUUCCUUACAAUUAAUGUACGGUGGCAGUUAUUUUUAUGUGAAAUCGAUAUUUAAGAACCGUUACAUAAUUUAAUAAGUUUCGACUAAAUAAUAAUAUAACAAUUCUCAACUAUCAACUUCACAUGAAAAACAGCGGGCAUAUGAUGAGUAUUCAUACAUUAAUGUAUAUAUUAUUAAUUAGAAGGAGCGGCAUGUGUUUAUGUAUGUCAUGAAGCAUUAAUUAAUUAAUUAAUCUGAGUGUAAAAGCCAAAGGGCCUGCAUUUCAAGGUGUAUAUCAUUGUGCUGUAUUCUGAGUUAAUUAAUUCA
This is a messenger RNA of Arachis stenosperma, 776 nucleotides long. RefSeq lists its product as uncharacterized. The record is from RefSeq and is a predicted model, not a curated record. Lineage: Eukaryota; Viridiplantae; Streptophyta; Magnoliopsida; Fabales; Fabaceae. The transcript has a single exon. The coding region runs from base 74 to 484 and encodes 136 amino acids.